CAGUCAGCUUGUUAAACAUGAAACACUACUAUUUGUUAGUUUUCUUUUUAAAAGUAGUUUCCGCUAAGGAAAGCCGGAUUGCCACGUCCACUUAUGAAAUGGCAAGAGUUGCGGAAGGAGAGGAUGAUCUUCGUAGCGAUCUAAGACCAUUAGUGGAAGCACUGCAAAAAAAGUUGGACAUCAUACGCAUAUUUGCAGACGAAGCAGCGCAGCGAAUGCGUCAGGCCGAGCUCAAUCCUGAGGGCUAUGUUAGCAAUAUCUUACACAGUCUGCCCAUGAUGCGACGCAUGCAUCAAGAUGCGCCCAAGAUAAUAGAGCUUGUGAAAUUUGAUGCGGGUGCAGAGUUGGAUGGAAUUCAUGGCUACAGAUUAAAUAUAAUAAAUAAGAUGGAAUUUGAUCAUGCAGUCAAUGGGCUGCUGCGUGUGCAAAACACUUACGAUCUGGAAGCGGAGCACAUGGCCAAUGGACUACUGGGCCUAAAGCAAUACAACGCUACACUCAACUCUUUGGAUUGUUUAGCCUUGGCGCGACAUCUUGCCGAGCAGGACAAUCGCGAGCUGGCAAGCAACUGGUAUCAAUUAGCAUUGGAUAAGUAUGAGCAGACAUCACAGUCACUGUAUCAACUCUUGAACAUAAAGCGUGCUGACAUAUUGAAGGAGCUGAAUGCACUUAAAAAGUCCAGAUAGUCAGCAUUAGCAUAAAGAGGAUAUUAAGUUUGUAUAUUGAUUAAGGCUCAAAGCUCUAACCGAUUAAAGUUCAAAGCUGUGCUCUUACCUGUUUUAAUGACUGCUGUCCACAUGCACAAUUAAUACAAUUUGUUUCAUUUUCUUUUCAUUUAAAUUAAUUUAAUUCUGCGUUAUUAGUGGCCACACAAUUGACUGGUGCAAAUGACCAACGGCUGCUGACUGUGAAACAAUUUAAAUUGAAAGCAUCUCUUUAAAUUCA
Drosophila busckii is the source of this 945-nucleotide messenger RNA. RefSeq names its product prolyl 4-hydroxylase subunit alpha-2. The coding region runs from base 18 to 686 and encodes 222 amino acids. Gene Ontology annotation, molecular function: protein binding; procollagen-proline 4-dioxygenase activity. The record is from RefSeq and is a predicted model, not a curated record. The transcript is spliced from 3 exons. Gene Ontology annotation, cellular component: endoplasmic reticulum. Lineage: Eukaryota; Metazoa; Arthropoda; Insecta; Diptera; Drosophilidae.